UGCUGCUGUGCCGCUGCUGCUGCUGCUGCUGCUGCUGCUACGGCUGCAGCCUUGACCGGGGUGCUUGGACUUGCGUUUCCACUGUUGUCCGAGGCGAGCGGACUCCGCUCGGCGCUACCUUGUGCGACCUGGCCGUCAGCUCCACGUCGCCGGCCUGGCGGGGCGAAGAAGACGAGGGGGCCAAGGCUUCCUCCGGGGACGUUGGCUCUCUGGACUAUCAGGAGCUGGCAGUUGACAUUGAGUCCACGCUGAGGAUGGAAGGUGUGGAACUUAAGGAAGAAUGGCAAGACGAAGAUUUUCCAGUACCUUUACCAGAAGAUGAUAGUAUUGAAGCAGAUAUAUUAGCUGUAACUGGACCAGAGAGCGAGCCUGGCCCACUAGAAGUUAAUGGAAAUAAAGUAAAAAAGAAACUAAUGGCUCCAGACAUUAGCCUGACCCUGGACCCUAGUGAUGGCUCUGUGCUGUCAGAUGACUUGGAUGAAAGUGCGGAGAUCGACUUAGAUGGCUUAGACACGCCGUCGGAGAACAGCAAUGAGUUUGAGUGGGAAGAUGAUCUUCCAAAACCCAAAACUACUGAAGUGAUUAGAAAAGGCUCGAUUACGGAAUACACAGCAACAGAGGAAAAAGAAGAUGGACGACGCUGGCGGAUGUUCAGGAUCGGAGAACAGGACCACAGAGUUGAUAUGAAGGCAAUUGAACCCUAUAAAAAGGUUAUCAGUCAUGGAGGAUAUUAUGGGGAUGGAUUAAAUGCCAUUGUUGUGUUUGCUGUCUGUUUUAUGCCUGAAAGUGGUCAACCAAACUAUAGAUACCUGAUGGACAAUCUUUUUAAGUAUGUUAUUGGCACUUUGGAGCUGUUAGUAGCAGAAAACUACAUGAUAGUGUAUUUAAAUGGUGCAACAACUCGAAGAAAAAUGCCCAGUCUGGGAUGGCUCAGGAAAUGCUAUCAGCAAAUUGAUAGAAGGUUACGGAAAAACCUAAAAUCUCUAAUCAUUGUACAUCCCUCCUGGUUUAUCAGAACACUUCUGGCUGUUACAAGACCAUUUAUUAGCUCAAAAUUCAGCCAAAAAAUUAGAUACGUCUUUAAUUUGGCAGAACUAGCGGAACUUGUCCCCAUGGAAUAUGUUGGCAUACCAGAUUGCAUAAAACAGUAUGAAGAAGAAAAGUUAAAAAAGAAACAAAAAAGAGUUGAUCAAGAGCUUAAUGGAAAACAAGAUGAACCAAAAAGUGAACAGUAAGUUUGGCAUCUAGCCCAAACAAGACUGAAGAAUGUACUGAUGAAGCAAUGCUCUUUUUUGCAUUUAUAAUGCAUUUAUUGGCCAUGAUUUUUAUGUAACCUGUUAAAAAAUUGACUUGACUUUUUUCUCAGUGGACUUUUGUAUAAGGGACUGUUCACUGCUGUAUUGGUGUUUGCAAAUCUCUUGAAUUUAGCUCUUUACUAGCUAAUUGUAUUGUAAUCAUUUUAUAUUUUGUAUUGCUAAAAGUAGAGAACCACACUUAUACUGCUUAUAUAAAGCAGUUUUUGCAUUUGUUUAUUGAACAGUGCAUCUUCUUCAGUAAAAUAUUUAUAUGCCUAAUUGGUAAAGGAAAGAGAUAAUAUAUAUUUUUAUGUUCUGAGCAAUAUUUUUUAUGUAUACCUGUCUUGUAGAAGAAUGUACAGGUAAAUAAGAAUAUGAUUUUGUAAAGUGCAUGUUGGAGUUUUUGUAUUUUGUACAUGGUUAUCUACAUUUCCUGGCUAACUUAAAAAUCAAAGUGUCUCAUAAGGUGAGGGACAGUUCAACUGGUUGUCAUGAAUACCCAAAGGUCAUGUACAUAAUCUAAGUAGAUUAGUAUCAUCCUAAGCUUUUUUUUAUCACUUACAAUAUAUUUUUCCUUACUUCAGAAGCACAAAUAAAAGUGCAUUGCACACUUUUUUUUAAAACUUAAACUUAAAAAGCCAGUUGUAGAACUAGAGAAUUUAAGAGGCUAAGAAUUGAGGUAUAUAAGAAUAUAUGUAUAUGUGGGACAUUUUAUCCUCUGGCCAAAAGUCAAACCUUUAUAAAAAUCUUUGAUUUGUUCACUAAUGUGAAAUAAGCUGUAUCCAGGGUAUCACUCUCCUGAAGCUGUGUGAGUGCAGUGUACUAUUUGGAGAAUGUGUUGAGUUAUUCACUGUCAUUACUUUUCUGUAGGAAACAGGAGCUGCUUUAUUACGUGCUCUCAAUAUGGGCACUUUACCAAAAUACUCGCCUAUCGAUUAUUUGAACUUGAUAGGUGUUUGACCUAGUCAGAUGUGGUGCGUUAUUUUCUAGAUCUUAGAACAUCAUCGUAUUGUACUAUUUUGGGUGACACAUUUGAUACAGCAUAUAAACUCCUUGUUUAAUUUAAUAAGUACCUUGACUCUACAUUGAAAUAAAUUGUACUUAUGCCCCCAAACAAAUAAAUUUAUCCACACAAUCAUCCUAAGAGAACCAAUUGGUCUAAUAUUGUGUCAUAUACUUGUGUGACUCAUACACAUUUGGUAAACUUUGUACCCUUCUAUUUGACAGUCACACCACAUUCCAGCCCUUCUUAUGAGGUAGUUUACAAAAGAGUGUCCUGGAAGAGCAAAAUUAAUAGUGAAUGAGAGCUUAGCUUUUAAGAUUUAUUUUAUCCUGGACUGAAGAAGACACAUGUGGAUUUUAGCAUUGCCAUUUUUAGUGUAAAGUUUUGUCUUCUUCAGGCAUAAACUUGGCAUGCUGACUUAAGUCCAGUUAUGGGAGAUGCUGGAGGAUGAGAUGCUCCUCAGCCCCUCCUGACUUAACUUGGGUCCAGCUACACGCAGAUCCUGAACUAAUGUCAUAGUGAAUAAAGUCCAAAGCGCUAUUGCUUGCCCAGGUGUUGGAAACACUGUGUACUGAAAAAGUAAAUUAACAAUAACUUAGGCAUCCCUUCUGACCUCACCAUAUGAGGACUAUGAAUGAAUGAAUUAAAUAAGAAUUUAGUUGUAAUUAGAGUCUGUAUUUGUGGAGCACUUUAAGUAGCCUUUUAUCUAAGUCUUCAUCUUGCUCAGAGUUAGCUAAACUUUAUUAAACGGGUGGUUUUGCUCUACAUCAAGUACCCAGUUCUUCUAUUUCAACACUUCGUGUCUAUUUACUUUUCCUUUUGCAAGCAUUGUUCCCAACUACAGAUACAACUUGUUUCAAAAAAUGGCAGUUUUCUAACAUUUUUUAGAAGUAGAAUUAGUCUAUAUUCCAUUAGAACAUUAAAAUUCAUAGGGAACAGUGCUACCAGUGGGAUGUAUCGAAAGAUUCACAGGGUACCUGCUCUAGCCUACACCUUAACAGAAUCUGCCAUAGGGACAUGCCCCGUAGUGAAUGUUACAUAGUUAUAAGACUUAAGAUCAUAACUAGUAGGUUAGAAGAAAGCAUUUAUUUGAGUUUGUUAUUUGUAGCUCUGUGACAUUUUCUCCCAUGUUAUUCUAUUUUAAUUUUCCACUACGGAUUGAGGUCAAAGUACAUGUAUUUCUAUUAUCUUUCUGCUGGGGUCAUCAAUUUAACUUAACUAGUGUAAUCUGAUGCACCUUUCACUUUUGUUUGUUAUACUUGGGCUCUAUGUGCCUCUUUUUAGUCAGUAGUUUUUCAAAUAAAGUUAUUUGUGUUCUGCUUGGUUAUACAUGUUCCUAAGGAGCACCAGGGAAAGAUGCUAAAUUGACCCCAUAGUUUAAGCUUAAUGGUUUGUAACUUGGGGCUGGGUCGGGGGUGCAGAUAAUAAAGAAAUAUGACUCUGAAGUAGUGAGUAGCAGGUAGUUGGAAAGGAAGAUAACAAAACAAGGAACUAAGAAAGAAAACUAGAGGGGUAAAGAAUUAGCUGUUACCUAAGAUGCCACUAAAUGUGUCCCUGCUACAUUAAGUACUGUGCAUGGCAGCUGUUGGUACCAUUUCUUGUAUCCAGCAGGAAAACCUAUAGUCUAGAAGCAGAAUAUAUGAAGGGGGAAUGGCUGAUAAUACCUAUAAUGAGAAUGCAUAUUCUCCUCUGCUCUUUGUCUCUUCAUAUGAAAGCAAGCUUGAACAGACAGCAGUUAUAGUGCACAAAUUAAAGUUUAGGACUAGGUGUUUUCAUACUUCAUCAUUGGUAAAUAUUAAUCUAGUCUUCCCAAAAUAGAUAUCACUGUUUAGUAACUGAAUACUGAAAUCUGCUGAUUGACAAGUGUAUUUUAGCAGCUAGAAUUUCUUCAACAGCAAUUCCAGAAUUUAAAAAGGUAAGGGAUCUGGUUUCUGAUAGAGACUUUGUAAAUGAUUAUAUAGCAGUACUGUUCAGCUGUUUUUAUUUGAGUGCUCAGGGAAUUUGAAAGUGUUUAAUGCAAGAAGUAGCUUUUUAGAUUUUUUUCAGUUGAUAGAUAAAUUAGCAUUAGGAUAUAUCAAGUAGAACAGGCCAGUUUCCUGAUGAGACUGGUAGGCAAGAUUGUACAUAACAUGACAACGGCUUCACCUUUCCUUUUCCUGUGUUAUGUGUGAAAAAUUGCUAACAUUGCUCAAUCAGAAGGGCAGAGGGGAUAGGCUAAAAAUAGAGAUUUCUACCCCAUUCUAUUUUCACGCCUAUGUUUUUCCUGUCAUACUUAGAAUUUUGCAAAAUGGAUCACAGAUCUCAGAAGGAUGGGAUGAGUAGAGGAAUUAAUAUACUUACAAGUUAGACCAAGUAUUCUGUUAGAAUUUAUCUUGUCAUAGAAAACAGGAAUUGUGUAAUUUAAGUCACUGUGAGAGAGUCAAGAAUUUAAACUUGCAUAGGAAAGUCAGCAGGUUAGGGAAGCGGGAGAUUAUCUACUCAGUGUUCUUAGUUCAGAAGAACUAACCCACAGAGCUUUUUAUUCCUUUUUUUCUGUCCCAGGAUUCUGAGUAAAUUAGAGUCUGAUCAGUGGUGAGUCCCUUGUGUAACUUUCCUUUAAAAGUUCUAAAUGGUCACUGAAAUAAGGUGAUGUGUUGAACAGUAAGGACUGACACUAAAAUUUGAACAGAACUGUUACUUUGUUGUAACUGUGUAUGAUAGAUCCACUUAAUUUUUUAUAUUUUGAGAACUACUUUAAAAAGCUAUGAAAAGUUCACAUAAAGCACUUAACAAACACCAGAUGAAAAUCAAGGUUUAAUGCUUUCAGAUUAAUAAAGAAUUAAGUAAGCUGUUUGCUUCUGAUUCUGUCUUAAUAAGACUAUAUAAGAAGACAUUUGCAUUUUUGAAAUUUUGUUUCCAUAUUCCAUGUGGCUAAGGAGGAACUUCGAAAAUAAUACUAACUAGCUAUACCACUGCACUUUUUGUACACAGGCUUUCUAAAAUUAUGUCCCUUAAAUGGUUUCUUUACAUACACCUAGCUAGUAAAUAUUGAUGGUGUUCCACGGCCAUUGACUUGCACAGCCCUUGGGGCAUCAUUCAAAUAGAACACAAUUCAGAGUUUGUUCAAUACUAUAACACUUUGAUAAAUAUUUCAAAAAUUCAAAUAUUUUCUUAGCAUUGGUUCACAUGUUGCCAUUAGACAAAAUUAAUGUACUGUGAUCAUUACUACUAUUGAGAUGAUGUUGCCUCAUUUAGUGCUUUCAUUUUACAGUGUGAGAAAUUCAGUUCUGAUGAGUGUGUGUAAGAUGUUUAUGUGGUCCCUGUAAGAAAUACUAGAGUUGGUCUUGAUUUACUAGAUGUAAUAUUUUAUUUUCCUCUGACUUGUUAGGAAUACAGUAACUUGUGUCCUGAUCUGUUGCACAUCGUAUUUUUGCAACGUUAAUGAAUUUAAAUAAAUUAAU
Molecule: messenger RNA, 5738 nt
Organism: Artibeus jamaicensis (Jamaican fruit-eating bat)
Lineage: Eukaryota; Metazoa; Chordata; Mammalia; Chiroptera; Phyllostomidae
Gene: BNIP2
Product: BCL2 interacting protein 2
Exons: 11
Coding region: 255-1235 (326 amino acids)
Biological process (GO): apoptotic process
Cellular component (GO): cytoplasm
Source: RefSeq, a predicted model, not a curated record